AUGUUUGGAAUUACUACAAAGAUCUUAAUUAUUACUAUUAUUUCAAUAUACUCAUCGUAUUUAUUCUUCUAUAAAUGUGAAAAUGUUGGAUUAUUAGAUUAUUUACAUCCUUUGAAUCACCACCAAGUUAAAUUCUGUGCUAACUUGAAUAGUUUUGAAGGAUUUGUUUCUCCUUAUUUCAAAGCUUCUGGGGACUUUAUUGAAAAAUCUGUAUUUGAACAUGAUUUGGUUAAACAAUAUGGUGUUAAAGGUCAUGUUGAUAGUGUUGUUGGUCAUUUCAAACACCAUCUUGGUCCUUUAGUUGAAAAAUUAUUCCAAUUCAUUGAAUUUAUUGAAAUUAAAUUAUACGAUGGUGCUAGUGAUUUAUAUGCUCAUGGUGUUUCUUUAUAUAAACUGAAGUUUGCUUAG
Yamadazyma jaroonii is the source of this 408-nucleotide messenger RNA. The record is from the annotation of a GenBank genome assembly. Lineage: Eukaryota; Fungi; Ascomycota; Pichiomycetes; Serinales; Debaryomycetaceae.